AGAGAGCGCGCGAGGGGUGGGUCCAACACGGGCGCUCGAAACGCGACAGCGCGGUCAUUUGCAGGACGGCUCUGCUUCGCUCACCAGUAUACACAGGCACCCACUGUGCACUCGGGGCAUCAGCGAAUAGUUAUGGCUGAAGCUACUCUGACGCCAGACGACGCAUCAGACGUAGUGGAUGAAUUGGUGGAGGCAAAUACUAAGUCAUUUCCGUUGGGUCUGUUUCUGCUGCCGACAGCCAAAGUUGAGGCCAUUCACGCACAGUUCAAAAACCCACAAGAUCGCCUUACCCAUAUUAUCAUUGAGUUUCUGAAGCAAGCAGAGCCCAGACCGACUUGGAGAGCCAUUGUAAAUGCUCUCAGGAGUCCCUCAGUUGCCUUAACAGCACUAGCUAGGAAACUAGAAGCAGCUCAUUUCCCUGACUCUACCUCAACAUGUUAUGUGGCACCUGAGACUACUGACACAGAGUCUGCAGCAGACACUACUGCUGUUGAUAAUGUCAAGUUAAACCCAUCCCCUCAACUGAGCGCUGUACCUGCCCCCGACCACUACAAUGUUGCCACUGCUGCCCCUCCAGCGAAAAAGCACAAAAAGGCUCCUGCUCUUGCUGCCCCCAAAAAAGCACUGCAGACACGUUUUCAUCAAAGGUUAGAUUACAUCAAAGUAGCAAGUACUUAAGAUACCUGCACAUUGCAAUGCAGAUAUGUAAUAAUCACAAGGCUGCUAAUUUGGCACAACCAAGUAUAUAUUGUCCCCAGCCACUUUUCCUCUUCAAAGGGCGGGGUGUGGGUACAAGAAUAGCACACACCGGUCCAAUCUACAACAGUGCACAAUUCUUUAAAAAGACAAUCAUGAGUCAUGAAAUCAUCAUCAUGAUUUAACUCUGUCUCAAUCUUCUUCGUCUGGAAUGUCAAUUAUUACAUUCUCACACCUUUUUGAAUGAAGUC
Molecule: messenger RNA, 947 nt
Organism: Geodia barretti
Lineage: Eukaryota; Metazoa; Porifera; Demospongiae; Tetractinellida; Geodiidae
Source: the annotation of a GenBank genome assembly